Molecule: messenger RNA, 969 nt
Organism: Verticillium nonalfalfae
Lineage: Eukaryota; Fungi; Ascomycota; Sordariomycetes; Glomerellales; Plectosphaerellaceae
Exons: 4
Coding region: 1-969 (322 amino acids)
Source: RefSeq, a predicted model, not a curated record
AUGGCGCCUGGCGGCUUUCAGUUCGUCCAUAUCUCCAAUCCAGCGGAGGCGGCCAACCACCGCAAGAAAGUUCGAGCGCAUGCCGCUAGGAACUCCAAGGCCCGGCGUGAGAAGGUUGCCGAGUUCCAGGCUCAAGACCGAGCUCAAGACCAACCCCAACACAAGGACACACCUGUCGUGGUGUCUGAGACCUCCGAAGCGGACAGGUCCCCGGCUGCCGGAGGCCAAGUCCUUGAGUUUCUUCCGAGCCUUCUCAUCGGGAAGCUGAUCCCCAGCCCUCAAACUCUGCUGAGCCCGGUCUGGCAUGACCCUUUCAACAGCUUCAUCCGCCCCGUGGCUCCAUUCGAAGGCUACCUGCUCAAACACUUUAUCCAGCAUGUGGUCAUGAACGACCUCUCUGCCCAACCUUGCUUGCACCACCUCAGCAAUGACGCCUUUACGCUUGGCUCUGCCAUCACCUGGACUCGGGAGGCCGCCAUCGACGUGGGCAUGCUGGCACUUAUUCUCCUCGUUGCCUGUCGGAGCCUCGCCAAACUGCAGCACUCGACAAUCUACGAGCCCGUGGCCUUGCGCUACAAAGCACAGUGCCUGCGAUACCUCAGCGACAGCAUCAGUCGCGAGGGGGACAACGUGAGCGAUAUGACGAUAACGAAAACCUUGGCCAUGGCUUCAGAAGAGUUCUUCUCGAGCAAUAAGACUGCCGCGGACCAGCACCUUCGAGCAGCCGUCCACAUGGUCAACAUGCGUCGCGGUCCCGUCAUGGUUGCGGCCGGUGAGGCUACCGACGACAUCUGUGUCUUGCAAAUGCGUUCCGAACAGAGUUCGGCUGGCAGCGCUUUUGACGAGCUACACGUCUCGCCUGAAGCGUCCGCACUGCCAGCUCGCCUGCACCAACGACGCUACGACCAGCUCGGGCCCGCAUUCAAGACAAUCACUCUCACCGCUGUCGACGACGACGAAGUCUCUUGA